Pocillopora verrucosa is the source of this 5395-nucleotide messenger RNA. RefSeq names its product histone-lysine N-methyltransferase NSD2. Gene Ontology annotation, cellular component: nucleus. NCBI's taxonomy places the organism in Eukaryota, Metazoa, Cnidaria, Anthozoa, Scleractinia, Pocilloporidae. Gene Ontology annotation, molecular function: protein binding; histone methyltransferase activity. The record is from RefSeq and is a predicted model, not a curated record.
UGUUCUAUCAAGCAACGCUUCGCAGAGUCGCUGCACGCCGCCAAAGAUUCACUGUUUUAACUUAAUUUUACCGCGUGGAUUUCAACUCUGUCGUCUUCUUGGAUGGCAGCAGUGGAAACCAGAGAUGACAGUGGCUCUUCUGAACCUUCAGAAAGCCCCGUAUCGAAGGAAAGUAAAGCCUCAUCGAGCCCCACUCAAAGUGCUUCUUGGUUAGUUGGUGAUGUCGUUUGGUCGAAGAUCCCGGGACAUCCAUGGUGGCCUUCAAUGGUUUCUUACGACCCAAAUACAGCAGUUUCGUUCAAGUACAAAGGAAGAGCAAGAUACUACCAUGUGCAAUUCUUUGGCCAGGAUCCUGUGCGUGGAUGGGUCUCUGAACGAUCUAUUUUGAAAUUUGAAGGUCGACAACAUUUUGAGAGUUCCCUCCAUGGAAAGCAACUCAAAAUUGCACAAAAGCGAGUGGUACAGUGGGAAACAGCAGUUAAAGUGGCAGAAAAAGCAAAGCCAAUGAAUAGACAUGAGAGGCAACUGUGUUACACUUUCAAGUAUUAUGACAAAAAUGACGCGAAACGACUGGACCCCCUGAAAAUGAAAAAGUUGAAUGGUUUUGCAUCACUGCCAGAGCAAGUAAAUGGUUUGAUUGAUGAACAUGCUGAUGAAACAUCUGAUCUUAGACACUCAGAGGCAGGAGAUGCAGAUGUUCUGCUCCUGAAUGGAGUGUCCCAUUGUACAAAUGGGCCAAAUGACGAAAAAAAGAAGAUUGGUAAGGGACGGGUUCAACGUAAGAGGAAACUGACAGCUAUAGCAGCAGCAGCAAAGGCUGCUUCAGGUGACAGUGGCACAAACAAAAGUACUGAGCCACCCAUGAAGAAAAAGAAAAGGACAUUGAAGCAAAAUAAUAUUUUAGAUUCCUCGGGUCAAUUGGAAGAUAACACUGACCAAGGAGAUGUAACAGUUAAGAUUAAUUUGAGUGAUGAACUCCAUCUGAAUGUGUCAGAGUUGCGUGAAAAGUGUAAUGGACUUAUUGACAGUGCUGGUGCUAGCACUCCUCCAAAAGUCAAUGGUGAUGCUGCUGCUUUUGGAACAAACUUGGAUGUGUCACCCAGCACUGCGCUUAAGUUGAAAAUUAGAAAAAUUACACCAAAACAAAACCAGCCAGAAGGGAAGCGGAGAAGAGGAAGGCCAUGUAAGCCGCAGUUUGUUAUUGUAAGUGAGCAAGAUAAGGAUUUGUCUAAUCACUCAAAUGAUGUACAUGUAGAAAACGAAAAGAAGAAGCUAGAUGGUGUGACAGAGUUACCUCCGUCACCAAAGAGUAGUAUUGCUAAAUCACCCAUAAAGAAGAAAAGGGUACGGAAACCUUCCAGUAAGGUUUUAAGUUCUACCAAAGUUGCAGUGUUACCUGUUAAGGAAAAAACACUUGUAAAAGAAAAGACAAAACUAGAUUCCAAAACUAAAAAGGAUGAAGAAAAGAAGAAAGAAGCUUAUGAGGUGAAUGGUGUGGUGGAGAAAGAGGGAAGUGUGGCUGGAAGUGUUACAUCAUCAAGUAUAGGAGAGGAUACAGGAAGUGUUAAGAAUGGAGGAACAUCCAAGAAGGAGAAAGAAGCAGUGUGCAUUGUGUGUGAGCUACAAGACAAUCUGACCUUUUGUGAGGGUAUUUGCGGAAAUGCCUUUCACUUGGAUUGUAUCGGACUGUCCGUCAUACCAAAGGGGAAAUUUGUUUGCGAUGAAUGUGUGACAGGGAAUCACUGUUGUUUUGUAUGUAGACAGACUGGAAAUGUCAAACAGUGCAGUCAACAAUUGUGUACAAAGUACUACCACGAGGACUGUGUUAAAACUUUCAAAAGCACAAAAUUUGAUGGUGAUCGCUUUUAUUGUCCACUCCAUUUUUGUAGUACAUGUGUUAGAAACAAGUCAUCGGUGUCGAGAGGAAGACUGAUUCGUUGUGUGCGUUGUCCCACAGCAUAUCACUUAUCUGGCUGCCUGGUGGCAGGCUGUAUUCAAAUUAGUUCUCAUCUCAUGGCAUGUUCAAAACAUUUCUUACGUGAGAAAAACAAAGCACACCACACUCAUGUCAAUGUGAACUGGUGUUUUGUGUGCUCCAUUGGAGGCACUUUGAUUUGUUGUGAGAGCUGCCCUGCUGCAUUUCAUCCAGAAUGCAUCAGUUACGAGGGUAUUCCUGAAGGACAUUUCUUUUGCAAAGAUUGCACUGAAGGCAAGGAGUUGCUUUAUGGUGAGAUUGUCUGGGUCAAACUGGGCAUGUACAGGUGGUGGCCAGCACAGAUUUGCAACCCACGCGAUGUACCCACAAACAUCCAGAACAUGCGGCAUCAGCCAGGGGAAUUCCCUGUCAUGUUUCUUGGUUCACGGGACUACUAUUGGAUCCACAGAGGGCGUGUGUUUAGCUAUCAGGAAGGAGACAAGGGCUCAACAGACUCUGGAAACAGCAAACACUUGGCUAAGAUUUUCAAAAAAGCCCUUGUUGAAGCAAAGGAGAAAUAUGCAGAAUGGAGGACAGCACAAGAAAAUAAAGCUGAACAGGAUCUACAAAAGAUGUCCAAGAAACCAGCACCUUAUAAACACAUCAAGGUAAACAAGUGUACCACAGCUGUCCGAAUAGUGAUUGACCCAUCAGAACUACCAAUGUGUGACUGUUCACCAGAUAAUGAUAGCCCUUGUGGCCCAGAAUCAAACUGUCUGAAUCGCAUGCUUCAGUUUGAAUGCAACCCAGCAAGAUGCCCUGCAAAGGAAAAGUGUCAAAACCAACGAUUUCAAAAGAGAGAAUAUGCAGACUGUGAGCCCUUGAGAACAUUACACUGUGGCUGGGGGCUUCGCUGCAAAGAAGAUGUUAAGAAAGGCCAAUUUGUAAUUGAGUAUGUUGGAGAGCUCAUCGAUGAGGCUACAUGUCAAGAACGUGUACGGAAAGGAGAAGACAUUACUAACUACUACAUGCUGACAAUAGACAAAGAUUGCAUUAUUGACGCUGGUCCCAUGGGGAAUCUGUCACGGUUCAUGAAUCAUAGCUGUGAUCCAAAUUGUGAAACACAAAAAUGGACAGUGAAUGGAGAGGUUCGAGUGGGUCUGUUCGCCUCACGAGAUAUCAAGGAAGGAGAGGAGCUAAACUUUGACUAUCAGCUGGAUUGUUUAGGAAAUGAAAAGAAGAAAUGCAAUUGUGGAGCCAAAAACUGUAGCAGCUUCCUUGGUGUGAGACCCAAGAACCAGAUCCAGGAGGAAAAAUCUAAAAAGGUGGACAAGAGAAGAAAGAAGAAAAUCAAGAAAGCUGUUGUCAAAGAAGUUCAUGAAGACGACUGUUACAUCUGCGGUGAUGGCGGAGAACUUCUCCUGUGCGACAAGGCAGGCUGUUCCAAGUGCUACCACAGGGAUUGCCUCGGCGGGCCUGUUACAACCCGUGGGAAGUGGAUUUGUCCGUGGCACUUCUGUGAUGACUGCGGUAAAUGGGCCAACGUCCUGUGCUCCGAAUGCCCGAAUUCUUACUGUAGAGCGCAUGCGUCUGGUCAAAUCACAGAAGUAAGUAAUGGUGUUCACGUCUGCUGCGACCAUAUUGUGACGCGCACGAAGACUAUACAAGACAAGGCAUCGGAUAUACGAGACGACAGUGGCGAACAAGAACCAGAAUCCAGCACUGUUGUGGAAUAGAGACAAUUAGUAGACUUUUUAGAAUUUUUAGAAUCUGUUUUAGGUCCAGAAAUAUUUUAGGCAGUUAACUUGCAUUCAAUUGUAGUUUUACGCUAUUAGGAUCAUAUGUUGUGGUAGAAACGAAGAGAUUGUGCAGGGGAUUCGCCAUGUAAAUUGUUUUCCAAGCAACUGGUAGUGUAUCAUAACUCCUUUUUCGUAUUUCUCAAGCGCGUUUCGCUUCGUGGUUUGCAUGUUGAAAAACUAAAGAGCAAAGUUUAUCUGUUUACUACCAUACGUUUUGGUGACCGCUACAAACAACGGGAAUUUUCCCAACGAUUUGACUUGACAUAGAUAUGUUUCAGUAUCUUGUUUGCUUCACUUUUUAUGAAUGAAUACACUCAGUAAUUUGGAUAAUCUGUUUUAGGCCGUUGGAAAUUGUGUAUGCUGCUUUAUUGAAAAUGUCAGACCUGUUCCACUCUGGGAUAGAAAGAAAUCAUUUUUUUAAAUGUUGGUUUUGGAACCAGCCAAAAUUUAUCUUCUGUGGUAAAAACAGAGGCUUUUCAAGGCACACGAAACUGAUCUAAAUGGUUUCAGUUUUUAAAGAUCUGUAUUUCUUUUGAAGUAGUUGUCAGUAUCCCUGGUUAUGAUUGUAGGCAAUUUGACCAGGUUUGUAAUCGUUGUGAUUUUCAUGAAUUCAUACAAACGAUGCACCGGUUGUAUAAAGAAUUGGACUGAAAGUGAACGCCUUGUGUCUACACAUAAAGUGGUUAUGUAGUGUAAAGUCACACCUAUAGUUUAACUCAACGCAGGGAGAUAGUGCUUUCCUCUAUGAAAAAUUUUAUAUUCGAACUCAUGAGCCACCGAAGAAAAAUGACUAAGAAGGCUGUAGCCAUUUCAAUUUGGGUUGUUGUACAGUUUUGGCAAACCACUCGCCAAUUCGAACUUUUAUAUGAGUAUUUAUUUCAGAUGUUAAUUUAUACUGUAGUAGUGUUAGACGUCCUCGCCUCUUUCAGUAUUUUGGAUUAGCAGUUCGUGGCGAUUCUGUCGUGAAGAGUGCGUGGUUUAAGUUUUACUGCAUCAUCAUUCUAAUUAGCUGAUGGACAGCACUUCAGAGCAGAGCUCUGUGGUACGCGUUGCGUAACUGUGCUGUGUGAAAUCGUCAGUCGCGACCAUCCCAACGAAAUAUUGAUCAGUACUUUCUUUAGGAUCCUAAUUUUCAAAGCGUUUUGGCGAAACGAUAAUUUUUGGGUCAAGUGCUUGCUUUUCUUUUCUUUUCUCGUGCAUGAGAAUAGGCUCACGAAAGGAUUGGGAUAUCUUUAUCAAAUAUAACAUUUAGUCCACGUUCAUCUGCGGUUUCUUCCCAAACGCGGCACUAAACUUCAUCGUUAUGUUACUAAAACAUUUGUACAUUUGCAAGUUCUUCAAGUGAGCGCUAUCAACGUAAAGUUGUCUUUGUUAAGUCUGUUCCCGAAUCAGACUCUAAUUCGUAGCAUGUUGCGUGACGAGCAGUUGAUGUCACGCAAUGCCGUGCCCUGGAAGUAAUCACAGACAAAUCGGAAUCUUUAUUUUCAGACGUAAAAUUCUGUGAAAUUGCAAGGAGUGGUUCCACCUGUUGAAAACGCUUCCAUUACUUGAUAUGAUUUUUUUUCAGUAACAUGAUCUUGUUUAGUGAUUGCAGUGUUUUUAAGGUUAAAUUACUUGUCUGAAAUAAAAUUGAAAUAAAAGACUGUGACAACUUCUCUGGAGGUUGUGCUGAUUACAUGAA